Messenger RNA from Euleptes europaea (tarantolino), 1995 nucleotides. RefSeq names its product anti-Mullerian hormone (gene AMH). Gene Ontology annotation, biological process: gonad development; Mullerian duct regression. Lineage: Eukaryota; Metazoa; Chordata; Lepidosauria; Squamata; Sphaerodactylidae. The coding region runs from base 1 to 1995 and encodes 664 amino acids. Gene Ontology annotation, molecular function: growth factor activity. The record is from RefSeq and is a predicted model, not a curated record. The transcript is spliced from 5 exons.
AUGCAGGUCACACGUGAAGGUGUUCUUCUGGGAAUGUUACUUGCGUCCAUCUCUGUGCCCGGGAACGGCAUCUCGGCAAGUGAAGAAACCUGGCAGGGGAAACCUGAGGUUUCAGCCUUAAGAGAAUCUGAAACCCAGGAAACUGUGGGGUUUGCCAGAGCCUCGGAUUUAAGAUCGAGGCUGAAGUUCACUGCAAAUGAUCCAGAAAUUGACCUCCAAGGGCCAAGUCUUCAUCAACGCUUGGCUGAAGAAGAGGAGAAGUCCCGGAGCUUGUGGCCCAGAUUGAACUUCCAGGCUUGGUCCAACGGCAACCCGGAGGAACCGGUGUGUAGGGUGAAACUGGACAGGUCGGGGGACCGGGCGCCUAACCACCUAGAGGUGGUGGGUCUCCUCACCAGCCACGAGAGCAGCUUCCUGAAGGCGCUGAGCAGAUCCACCUGGAGCAAUGGAGACCUGGAAGAGUUCGGACUGUGCCCUCCUGACGUCCCCCACUCCCUCCUUUCGUCUCUCCAGCGGGUUGGCAGCUAUCUGUCGGACCCAGGGGACAACCGCUUUCUCCUCCUACAUCUGGAGGAAGUUCAGUGGAAGGCUGAAACAAUGCUAAGGUUUCAGUUGAGUUUUCCGGAGGGCCUGGAACCUCCCGUCGGCCCGCUGCAGCUUGCCUUUCUUGUCUUUUACCACGGGAGAAAGGAAGGGGCAACCGCUAGCCCCAGGGAGAAGUUUCUCGUGGGAGGGGAAGGCCUCCAUCAAAAGCAGCUUAUCUGCCUCUCCAGGGUAACACGGUUCCUCAUCCUCAAGGGCUCACUGAUGUCAGGCAGAAGUAUCCCUGGCCAGCUGAGCUUUCAAGUUUCCUUGGCCGUCAAGCGUCAUAGCAACAAGGAUGUGGCCCUUUCCCCUCAAGAGGCACAAGAUUUACUUUUCGGCUUUGAUGAAAAAUGCUUCACCCGCAUGACCCCGUCUGUGCUUCUGGUGGCCAAACAGAGGCCUGACGGGGCAGCUGCUUCCUUCCUGGCCGCCAAAGGUGUGCUGGACACAGCCCCAUAUCUAAAGCCCAGCUCACCAGCCUUUGGCAUCGCUGAACCACCCCCUGCCAACGCCACGGCCGGCCACGGGAAUAUCUCGGCACCCGCACCUCCCCUCAGCACCGGGCAGUUCUUAGAGGCCCUCUCCCGGUUUGUCAAUCAGGUGCUAUGGCCCUUUGGGAAGCCACCUCCCACCGCCAGGCCACGGCUCCAGCUGGACUUCGACAUGGUGGAGGCCCUCCCGCACUGGUCCCUCAACCUGUCGGAGGAGGUCGCCCUGGAGUGGCUGGUCCAGUCCGAGGACCACCUGAUGGUGCUGUUCCCCGAGGACAGCCGGGCCUUGAUGGAGCAAGACCUGGGCCAGCGGUACCUGGAGGGCAGGUUGCUACGGCAACUGCUGGAGAAGCUGAGCGCCGUCGUCCAGGAACUGCAGGGCGUCCCGUCCUUCCAAGCCAACGCCGGCCUCUUCCGCAACCUCCUCACCUCCUGCUAUUACCCAGGGAUGGCCGGUGGCGACUCCAGGGCGACGGACCAGCAGGAGGGAGCAAGCCGCCUGAGAAAACUCCACAGCCUCUUGCUGCUGAAGGCCCUGCAGGCCGUGCGGGGUCAUUGGCGGGAGUCGAAGAAGGCGUCCCGGGCCAAUCGCAGCGCCCAGCCGCAGGAAAACUACUGCAGGCUGCGGGAGCUCAGGAUCGACCUGGUCUCCACGGACUACAUCAUCUUCCCCGAGUGGUACCACGCCAACAACUGCGUGGGGCCUUGCCGGAGUCCGCUGUCCACCCGUACCCCCGACUACUACACCCACACGCUCUUUCUGCUGCGCAUGCACGAGCAGGGCCGGCAACUGCAGCGCGCCCCUUGCUGCGUCCCUGUGCAAUACUCCCAAAGCGUCAUUGUAACCUUUACCAACGACAAAGGGCUGAAAGUUAAGAGGUACCCCGACAUGGUGGCCGAGGCAUGUGGCUGUCGGUAA